AUGACUUCUACUACCCUGCGCGCCGUGACGCAUCGUCUGACGACUACUCCAGUUGAUCAAUUGCCACCUAUUGCUUCCUUCCUUGCGACUUCGUUGACUGAUUGCGCCGCAUUGCUGUCUGCUCCGCAAGCCCAGAAAGGCAAAUCCGAGUCCGACAAUGCGGUUCAGAUCCAUAAGUUGAAGACUCGGCUGGCAAGUCUGCUGCAGGACCGCACUAUUGAAGGAAGAUGGACAGCUGUUGUGCUGGUGAAAGCUACCGUCGAGGCUGGUCAAUGGGAAAUCUUGCGCGGAUAUGAACCAAUUGUUCGCGGUUUGAUCAGCAUUCUGGCUAAGCCUGAUCCAAUCUCCACGAGGAAGAUGUGUGUUAUUACUCUCACUCGUAUCUUCCACCUCACAUACCAGUACCCAACGCUCGUCCGAGAAAUCACCACUCCGCAAUUGCCAGGAUUCAUCACUGCCGUCUUGAACUUGGUUUCUGUAAAUACGAAGACGUCUUCAGGUUCGACACGCAAGCCGAAGCCAAACACCCCAUUCAUGGAAAUUGUGCUAUGUGCCUUGCUGGAGUUGAUCCCCAGACAUGCCACCAUCUUCCGUCCAUUCGGCUCUCAGCUUCGAACCCUGCUCGCUGAGGUUGUCGGUACUUCCUCGCCUGCCUUUUUCCCGGAGCAUGUCGUCGAUUUGGCAGAGCAGGUUCUUGUCUCCCUUCACAAGUGUGCACCAAAAGACAAGGCUGGCUCCGGAUGGAACGAUGAUUGUCGAUCAACAAUUCUGUCCAUCCAUCGGACAGCAGAUCAAGUUUACCGCGCAGUGGUGGAACAAUGGGAAUCGGUUGACGCGAAACUAGUGUCCACCAGGUCAAAUUAUAGCGAAGAAAUGAGCGAUAAAGGACCAGAUGGUCUGGGGCUUCCAGGCUGGACAGGAUUGCACUCGGGCGUGGAUCGGCUGGUUGCACUUCUGAGAAUUCUUUCGGGCUUUAUUUCUUCUCCGUCCGCGGCUGCUGUUGCUCUUCCUCUGGGAUCUAUUUUGGAUUUGACAUCCCGACUUACGUCUGUGACUGUCCCGCUAAACGGCGAGUCCCAGACCGGCAUCCAAUUUAACCAGGAAAUUGGACGGGAAGAACGAGAGGGCCUUUGGCUGGAGCUUCCUCGUAUUCACAUCGCUUGUAUGGGUUUGCUUUCCAAGGUUGUUGGAGUGUUGGAGACCAGCGCUACUUCAGUAACCCAGACCAUUUUGGAGCAGGCCGUUUGGACUUUCCGGGGUGAGACCUUCAGCAAAGAUGUGCGCUCUGCAGUCUACGCAUUGCUGCGUUCCCUGGUGCCUUUGAACGGGCCCGCAAUGUCUAAGCAGAGUGUGGCAUCUCUGGUAAGCGUGAUUCGCUCCUGCUGUCAUGAUCUUCUGCCGCCGACUGGAGAUUCUACAGCCAACUCGGGCUCAGAUCCGAAAACGAAGUCAAAGGGCGGUCAAGCUACUACAGCUAACGCCGACGCUUUCUUGAAUCCUGAGCUACAGAAGUCUCGCCAGGCGCAGUCGGCUUCUCCAUUUUUGAAUCUUCAACAAAACGCCUCGGGCCUUUUGCAGGCUGUACUUAAUUCUGUUCCCGCUGAGCUUGUUCCUCCGUCCACUCGCGCUGAGAUUGACCGCACCAUAAUCUUGACCUCGGACAAAGAUGCGAUGCUCGCUAGCGUCCUCAACCCUGUGCCUGCAAUCAAGGGCCGUGGAGCAAGCUCGAGCAUCAUUCCAUUCUUGGCUCGCACUUACGCCGAUCAGAUGGAAGUGGAGGCGUUGGUCCGCCCCAGGAUGCCUGUGUUGAUGACAGCUCCUGAACUGGACGCUUAUGUUGAUGAGGACCAAGACGAAGACGAAGAGAUGGCCGAUGAUGUAUACACUGCUCCCCCGACUUCUGACUUCAUGAAGCAGCCAGUGUCGAUGCCUCUGCAAAUGCCCAAGGUAGAGCAAUCGAAGGCUGCCGAUCCAUUGCCCGCUUUCCACAAGCGCACCUUUACUGAGGAAUCAACUGCUCAUGGGCAUGAUUUCCAGAAGCAGGAUACUAAGAAGGCACGAUUUGAAGAAGUCACCCCGGUCCCUCAAGCGGAUUCCACAAUCACUCAGACUGAGGCUCCCAGAAUCUCAGUUCAGGUCACCACCACCACGACCUCCGCGAAUGGCUCAGCAGUGGCCUCGCAGCCUGCUGCCGCAGGAGCUGACGAUGAGAGCGAUGACGAAUUGCCCACUCUGAACAUGGACUCUGAUACUGACGAUGAGGAUGACGAUGUUACGAUGGAGGGUUAG
Messenger RNA from Penicillium nucicola, 2289 nucleotides. RefSeq names its product RIX1/PELP1 family protein. The transcript has a single exon. The record is from RefSeq and is a predicted model, not a curated record. The coding region runs from base 1 to 2289 and encodes 762 amino acids. Gene Ontology annotation, biological process: rRNA processing. Gene Ontology annotation, cellular component: nucleus. NCBI's taxonomy places the organism in Eukaryota, Fungi, Ascomycota, Eurotiomycetes, Eurotiales, Aspergillaceae.